GUGGCGAGCAAUAUCGGGAAGAUGAGACGGCGAGAAGAAAAGCGACGAAAGUUACACGAAGCUCUUCUUCAAACACUGUACCCUCCUUCAUCUCCUUCCUCUUCUCCGUUGUCUCCCGUUAAGUUUGAUGACGAACCAUUCGAUGUAACACUCAUAAACCCAGAGGAUUACGUGAACAUCGAUUCAUCAAAUCACGGCGAUGACGACGAAAACGGAGGCGAGUCAGAGACAAAACCGAGUCGAGCUCAGAGGAAGAGGAUAAGGAAGAAGAUGCUCAAAGAGGAAGCUGCUCGACGGAGGAAAGUCAUUGGACCUCUGCUUCCCACAGAAAUGAUUCAGACACGUGAUGACAUAGUCGGAGAUGCUGGUGGGAGCGACUGUGGAGAAGAGGCGAGUUGCGUACAACCUGCUCGAUUAAAUGCCUCAGAGAAAGAAGAGAAACUCAAACUCGAGGGCAAUGAUCAGACUAGAAAAGUCAAGAAGAGGAGAGAGGCAAAGAAACUGGCGAAAGAGAGUUCUAAACCAAUUCAAAUCCAAGAACUUUGAAAAUCUAUAAAUAGUAUACGUCCAUGAGUUUUUCUAAGUAAAAAUUUCAUUAAUCUAAAAAAAUAGUGAAGAAGAAAAUUCUUCCUAACAAAACUAUAUUUCUGAUUAUCUUUAUUCUAUAAAUAGAUAAUUCAUGUCCUAUAAUUUCAAACACUUGGAUAAUAUAAGAAAGUUUGAUACUGACA
Molecule: messenger RNA, 731 nt
Organism: Eruca vesicaria subsp. sativa (arugula)
Lineage: Eukaryota; Viridiplantae; Streptophyta; Magnoliopsida; Brassicales; Brassicaceae
Source: the annotation of a GenBank genome assembly